Cavia porcellus (domestic guinea pig) is the source of this 2895-nucleotide messenger RNA. RefSeq names its product phosphatidylinositol-4-phosphate 5-kinase type 1 beta (gene Pip5k1b). The coding region runs from base 555 to 2165 and encodes 536 amino acids. Gene Ontology annotation, biological process: phosphatidylinositol phosphate biosynthetic process. Gene Ontology annotation, cellular component: plasma membrane. The transcript has 14 exons. Gene Ontology annotation, molecular function: 1-phosphatidylinositol-4-phosphate 5-kinase activity. NCBI's taxonomy places the organism in Eukaryota, Metazoa, Chordata, Mammalia, Rodentia, Caviidae. The record is from RefSeq and is a predicted model, not a curated record.
CUGCUGAAAAUGAAGAUGCAGCACCUGGAAAACAAAAUGAAGAAAAAACCUAUAAAAAGAUCAGCUGGUGGGAACAAGCAAGGCAGAGGUGGGACUGCCUCCCCCGGCAGGACUCGGGAAAGCAGGCGCUCAGGAGACAGUCAGUGAGGAGUGCAGAGCGGCACGCGGCCCCAGAGCUCUCCUUCCUGCAGCAGAGCAUGUGAUGCAUCCGUGCUUCCCAUCAUGGCCUGCCACUGGGUUUUAGAAAAUGAGCAGCUAGGAGCUGAACUUCAUCAUUUAGAGAUGACUCAACAAUCCCACCAGAUGGGGCAGCGUGUGUCAUUAUAUAUAUAUAUAUUUGCCAUCUCCCCAGCUCCUCGCAGAUCAGGCUGUCAAUCCCUCAGCAUCGGCAGAGUGUCACCAGCACACUGACUUGUCUUCUGAGUGGUGCAUGAUUACAAAUCUGCCUUUAUCAGUUUUAAGUAAAAUGUUACAUAUCAUUAAGCAAAAACAAUCAGCAGCUUCAGAUAGAAACCACUGAGGAAGCCAGACCUCCCAUCAGUCUGUGUCUCUGAAUGCCCCAUUGUUCGGUGACCUCCUUCUGCCUUCACUCUGCAGAGAGCGUCUGUAUGACUGCAUCAUCUGCUAUUAAAGGUGCUAUUCAGCUGGGAAUAGGAUACACAGUGGGGAAUCUCACUUCCAAGCCGGAACGCGAUGUUCUUAUGCAAGACUUUUAUGUGGUGGAAAGUGUGUUCCUACCCAGUGAAGGGAGCAAUCUGACCCCAGCACAUCACUACCCAGACUUCAGAUUUAAGACAUAUGCUCCACUGGCAUUCCGGUACUUCAGAGAACUUUUUGGUAUCAAGCCUGAUGAUUACUUGUAUUCCAUCUGCAGUGAGCCGCUCAUAGAGCUGUCCAACCCUGGAGCCAGUGGGUCCUUGUUUUUUGUGACCAGUGAUGAUGAGUUUAUCAUCAAAACCGUUCAGCAUAAAGAAGCGGAAUUCCUCCAGAAGCUGCUGCCAGGGUAUUACAUGAAUUUGAACCAGAAUCCCAGGACUCUUUUGCCCAAGUUUUAUGGCCUGUAUUGCAUGCAGUCGGGGGGCAUCAACAUCAGGAUUGUGGUGAUGAACAACGUCUUGCCGCGCUCCAUGCGAAUGCACUUCACCUACGACUUGAAAGGCUCCACCUAUAAGCGGAGAGCAUCCCGGAAGGAGAGGGAAAAGUCCAACCCCACGUUUAAAGACUUAGAUUUCCUCCAAGACAUGCAUGAAGGGUUGUAUUUUGAUACAGAAACGUACAAUGCGCUCAUGAAAACACUCCAGAGAGACUGCCGGGUGCUAGAAAGCUUCAAGAUCAUGGACUACAGCCUUUUGCUGGGAAUCCACAUUUUAGAACAUUCACUCAAAGACAAAGAAGAAGAGUCCUCACAAAACGUGCCUGAUGCGAAGCGGCCUGGGAUCCAGAAAGUCCUCUAUUCCACGGCCAUGGAAUCCAUCCAGGGCCCAGGGAAGUCUGGAGACGGGAUCAUUGCAGAGAAUGCAGACACAAUGGGAGGCAUUCCAGCUAAAAGCCAUAAGGGAGAAAAAUUGCUUUUAUUUAUGGGCAUUAUUGACAUUCUACAAUCAUAUAGGUUAAUGAAGAAGUUAGAGCAUUCCUGGAAAGCUCUUGUGUAUGAUGGGGACACUGUUUCAGUUCAUAGACCAAGUUUUUAUGCAGACAGAUUUCUAAAGUUUAUGAAUUCCAGAGUUUUCAAGAAAAUUCAAGCUUUGAAAGCCUCGCCUUCUAAGAAAUGGUGCAAUUCCAUCACUGCCUUAAAGGCAACUUCGCAGGAGAUUGUGUCCUCGGUUAGCCAGGAUUGGAAGGAUGAGAAGCACGAUUUGUUGACCGAAGGACAAAGUUUUAGCAGCCUCGAUGAAGAAGCUCUGGGAUCCCGACACAGGCCAGACCUGGUCCCUAGCACUCCAUCACUGUUUGAAGCCGCUUCCUUGGCAACCACUAUUUCGUCUUCUUCCUUAUAUGUCAGUGAACAUUGCCCACAAGACAGGACUACGCUUUAUUCAAACAGUAAAGGGCUGCCUCCAAGUUCGACCUUCACCCUGGAAGAGGGGACCAUCUACUUGACGGCUGAGCCAAGCACCGUGGAAGCGCAGGACGACAACGCCUCCGUGCUUGAUGUCUACUUAUAAAUGAAAAUGGUAACCACCUAAGUGCUGGAUGGGUCCUGGGCGCAGCUGUGGGAGUGAAGUCUACUCCGCCUUCUCCAAGGAACAGGGCUGAGGCCCUGCGCCAUGCAGUAAAAAUCAACUGGUCUUAGAAGUUUGAGAAAAGUCAGGGAAGCCUUGGUCCAUAAACCGACCAGCGGAGGGGAUGUGAAAAAUGCCGCACUAUUCCGUCACUUGCCGUUGCCUGCUGACUGAAGAACUGCAUGAACUCUAUUUAAGCCGCUUUCCGUACCGCUGCCAAUCACUCUUUUGGACUUGGGAGUGCUCUUUUCCCUUGGACUCUGACAUUGUUUCAUUUUGCAUGCAUCCAGUGAUUCUACAGACAUAAUUUACUUAGAUAUUUUUUUAAAAAUCCAUCCAUGCAAAAUGAUGAUAAAGUAUGAAUUCUGCUCUUUUUGCCAAAUUACAGUCUUAUCCCAUGUCAUUAAAAGUUUAAAUUGGUUUUCUUUAAAGAUCAGUGUACUCGGUCUGCCUAUACUUUAUAGAAAAUUAGCUUCUAUAAAGAUUUUUUCACUGUUUACUAGUGAAAUGAGAAACGCAAAUCUAUUUAUAAAAGGCCUUAUGUCAUGUAUAUACAUUGUCUUUGAAAUACCUGUGAUUAGUUUAUUGCUUGUAAAAGAAAUUAUAUAAUUUAUUUAGUAAAUACUACUGUAAACUAUAGUUUUAUUGAAAGAAAUAAAAUAUUUUGUUCUCA